Molecule: messenger RNA, 3170 nt
Organism: Meleagris gallopavo (turkey)
Lineage: Eukaryota; Metazoa; Chordata; Aves; Galliformes; Phasianidae
Source: RefSeq, a predicted model, not a curated record
AUGGGCGAAAUGGAGUCCUAUAAGGUGAUGCUGAACGGGCCGGCGCCUUGGUUCCGGCUGCAGGGAGGGAAGGACUUCAGCAUGCCGCUCUCCAUCUCCAGGCUGACUCCAGGUGGAAAGGCUGCCCAGGCCGGUGUGGGAGUGGGCGACUGGGUGCUGUACAUCGACGGGGAGAGCACCAGCGCCAUGACGCACAUCGAGGCCCAGAACAGGAUCCGUGCCUGUGGUGACAGACUCUGCCUCACCCUGAGCAGAGCCCAGAACCACCUGGGGAAGCCGCAGAAGGACUCACUCCCCUGCUCUGAGCCCCUGAAAUAUAACUUCGCUCCCAGCACCGCCCUCAACAAAACAGCUCGGCCCUUCGGGGCCGGCUCGCCUCCGAACCCACGGCCCGGGCUGGUGACGAAACCCGUGACGUACGUGCCCCUGGCGCCCGCCUGCACCCCCCAGCACAAUGGGAAACCACAGGAGCACCCCAGUUCCCCCAAAUAUGACCCCAGCAAGUUGCAUCUGAUCGAGGACUCUGAGGACUGGCAGCCCCGCAACACCAGCACCCAGUCCCGCUCCUUCCUCAAACUGGCCCAGCUGACGGGCACAGACAGCUUUGAGGACCACGAGGACGAGCUGGUUAGGAAGCCCAGGGGUCCCCGUGUGUCAUUUUGGGGUACAGAGGAGGAGUGGCAGUCCAUGCACCCCCCUGGCACCCCCGCGUGUGACCCGGGCAAGCUGCGGCUGAUGGAGGACGCUGAGGACUGGCAGCCCCGCACCGGCACCUCCCAGUCCCGCUCCUUCCGCAAACUGGCCCGGCUGACGGGCACUGAUGGCCUUGAGGACCAUGAGGAUGAGCUGGUUAGGAAGCCCAGAGAUGCCCGCGCGUCCUUCUGUGGUACAGAGGAGCAGCGGCAGCCCCCACCCCACGUGGAGCCCCCCAGCACCCCUGCGUGUGACCCAGGCAAGCUGCGGCUGAUAGAGGAUGCUGAGGACUGGCAGCCCCGCACUGGCACCUCCCAGUCCCGCUCCUUCCGCAAACUGGCCCGGCUGACGGGCACUGAUGGCCGCUUUGAGGACCGCGAGGACGAGCUGGUUAGGAAGCCCAGGGAUGCCCGCGGGUCGUUCUGUGGUACAGAGGAGCAGUGGCAGCCCCCACCCCACGUGGAGCCCCCCACAACUCCCGCGUGUGACCCGGGCAAGUUGCGUCUGUUUGAGGAUGCUGAGGACUGGCAGCCCCGCACCGGCACCUCCCAGUCCCGCUCCUUCCGCAAACUGGCCCGGCUGACGGGCACUGAUGGCCGCUUUGAGGACCGCGAGGAUGAGCUGGUUAGGAAGCCCAGAAGUCCCCACGUAUCGUUCUGUGGUACGGAGGAGCCGCGGCAGCCCCCGCCCCACGUGGAGCCCCCCAGCACCCCCGCGUGUGACCCGGGCAAGCUGCGGCUGAUGGAGGAUGCUGAGGACUGGCAGCCCCGCACCGGCACCUCCCAGUCCCGCUCCUUCCGCAAACUGGCCCGGCUGACGGGCACUGAUGGCCUGGAAGAUGAUGAUGUAUUUAUUAAAAAGCCCAGCCAGGUCUCCGUACCGGACCCGUCCCUGGGAGCAGCAAUGAAGACAGAACCAGGAUUGGCUCCCAGGACCCCUGCUGCCACCCCUGGCCCUACCAGCCGCCCGCCCUGGGCUGUGGACCCCUCAUUUGCUGAGCGCUACGCCCCAGACAAGACAAGCACAGUGCUGAGCAAGCACAGCCAGCCGGCCACGCCGACCCCCAUGCAGAACCGCAGCUCCAUUGUGCAGGCAGCCCAGCAGGCACCUGAGGGCCCCGGCCGCACACCCCUCUGCUACAAAUGCAACAAGAUCAUCAGAGGACGCUACCUCGUGGCACUGGGACAUUAUUACCACCCCGAGGAGUUCACCUGCUGCCAGUGCAGGAAGGUGCUGGAUGAGGGUGGUUUCUUUGAGGAAAAGGGCUCCAUCUUCUGCCCCAAGUGCUACGACACGCGCUACGCGCCCAGCUGUGCUAAGUGCAAGAAGAAGAUCACUGGGGAGGUCAUGCAUGCACUGAAGAUGACCUGGCACGUGCAGUGCUUCACCUGCGCAGCCUGCAAAACUCCCAUCCGCAACCGUGCCUUCUACAUGGAGGAGGGACAGCCCUACUGCGAGAGAGACUAUGAGAAGAUGUUUGGCACCAAGUGUCGUGGCUGUGACUUCAAGAUUGAUGCUGGGGACCGUUUCCUGGAGGCGCUGGGCUUCAGCUGGCAUGACACUUGCUUCGUCUGUGCGAUCUGCCAGACCAAUCUGGAAGGGAAGACAUUCUACUCCAAGAAGGACAAGCCGCUGUGCAAGAGCCAUGCUUUCUCCCACGUGUGAGGGGCAAGAGUUCAGCUGUGCCCAUGCAUGCCCCUGCUCCUGCAUGCUCCUUUCCCACCCCUUUCCCUGCCCCAGGGAGCCAGGCUAAGACUUCACCCGUUCCCCUUACUCCUGCCUCUUUCCUGGCAACUCCUGGCCAGGCCCUGGCAGAAGCAGCACUGGCCCCUUCCAUCUGGCUGGCUUCUUUUGUGCCCCCCUAGCUGACACAGGAGCCUGGGGAAGGGGAUGCCACAGAGGUCUCCUGCCCUGAAGGUACUCAACACAAUGGUUGUGGCCGUGCUGAGGCUGUAGCUGGGGAGGGUCUGGUUGCAGCAGAGCUGCUCCUUUGCUUUGAUGGGGCCCAGCUGCCUUGGCACUCGGCACCAGGGCAGGGAUGCUUCUAGCCCCCAGCCCCUGCCCCUUCCCUCGCCUCCCCAGCUUCAUACUCAGCGCACGGGGCUUGAGCACUGGCUCUUUUCCCCCUGCCCACAGUGACCCCCACAGCCCAGCAGACUGCUGGUGGUUUCCUACCCACCCCCACAUGGCUGCAUGCCAUGGAGCUGGGGAGGCCGUGGGGCUGUCUAGUGGCAGCACCGCCAUGCCAUGGAGUAGGACUGUGUGCCAUGCCUGCCCUGGCUGUGGGCUGGGAGUGCACACCAGCCCCUGGUUAAAGGGUUCCCAUCAGGCUUGAAAACUGCUUCCUACCAAAGAGCGUGUGCCACCGCUAUCCCAGCACUGUAAAUGCCUCUCCCAAACCCCCACUCUCCGGUUGGGCUGCAUUUGAUGUAGCCACGGUGCUUUUAGUGCCUUGAAUAAACACUUUUUUGCGAGUG